Messenger RNA from Momordica charantia (bitter melon), 2543 nucleotides. RefSeq names its product ARM repeat superfamily protein. The record is from RefSeq and is a predicted model, not a curated record. Gene Ontology annotation, biological process: protein ubiquitination. Gene Ontology annotation, molecular function: protein binding; ubiquitin-protein transferase activity. Lineage: Eukaryota; Viridiplantae; Streptophyta; Magnoliopsida; Cucurbitales; Cucurbitaceae.
UUCUCUCUCUCCUCUCUCUCUUUCUCUCUCCUCUCAAUUUCUUACAAUUUUCCAUGUCUGUGUACUCUCUCUCAAUCUCAAGCUCUUGUAAAGAUAAAACCCAUCUGCAGAAUCACUGACCCAAACACAUUUGUGAUUGUGGGUGUAAUCGCCGGCAGUUUGGUCGGAAAAUGGCCGGUAUUGUCGCCGGCGAGAGCGACAGUUCGCCGCCGGCGCUUGCUCUACUGGGGUUUGUUCGCGAUGUCGUUCGAAUGUCAGCGGGGAUGAACAGUGGUGGAGAGGUUUUCAAGAGGGAUUGCACCGAUCUGGUGCGUCGGAUUGUGCUUCUGACACAUUUGUUUGAGGAGAUCAGAGAUUUUAAGGGCCUCGAAUUUGAUGCUUCCACUUCUUCUUCUUCUUCUUCGUCUUCUGCUGCUGUUACUGCGAGGGAUUCGUCUCCGUUUCCAUGGCUGUCUGAUUUAGUGGCGGCAUUGAAGGAUGCUAAGCGCCUCAUUUUCAUCGCUUCGACUUUCCGUUCCUGCAGUUCUUCUGAAGAAGUUGCCAAGAAGAUACUCUUCCAGUUCCAAUGUGUGACAUGGAAGUUAGAGAAGGCGCUGGGAAAUCUUCCAUAUGAUUGCUUUGAUAUAUCAGAGGAAGUUCAAGAGCAGGUUGAAUUAGUGAGAGCUCAGCUGAGAAGGGCAGCAGAAAAAUAUGGAUCUCUGACUGCAAUUCCGCUGUCGGUCGUUCAAUCUCAGUUGCUGAAGAAAAACAUGGAUCUGUUGAAUCUGAACAACUGGGCUGAAACUUUUGAUGUUGAAGAGGGUGGCAUUGUAGAUCACGAGAUUACAGUGAAAUUUGAUGCUUUUCAAAAUUGUAGAGGCUUGAUGAAUAAUGGAGUGGAUCAGCUGAGUUUCAAAGGACUUGACAAACUUCCAUCCUCUUCUGAUGGGCAGGAUGACUCUGCCAAAAAGAGUGGAGACCAGGUUAAGAGCCCAGAUGGAGUUUCAAUACCUGAUGAUUUUUUAUGCCCCAUAUCCUUGGAAAUAAUGAGGGAUCCUGUUAUUGUGUCCACAGGCCAGACGUAUGAGAGAUCUUAUGUACAGAGGUGGAUAGAUUGUGGGAAUACUACUUGUCCCAAAACUCAGCAGAAACUCCAAAAUUUGACUCUCACCCCAAAUUAUGUGUUGCGGAGUCUUAUUAGCCAGUGGUGUGUGAAGCACAAUAUUGAACAACCAACAGGAUUAACAAAUGGGAAGAUCAAAAAGUGCGAUGGAUCGUACCGUGAUGUUUGUGAGGAGAUGGCAGCGAUCGAAUCUAUUGUCCGCAAGCUAACUAGCCAUUCGAUCGAGGAGCGGAGAGCUUCGGUGACUGAACUUCGAUCUCUAUCUAAAAGAAGCACAGAUAAUAGAAUACUGAUCGCUGAAGCAGGAGCGAUUCCUGCAUUGGUCAAUCUGUUAACUGCUGAUGAUGUUUUAAUACAAGAAAAUGCAGUUACUUCGAUUCUGAACCUUUCAAUAUAUGAGAAUAACAAGGGACUGAUUAUGCUUGCUGGUGCAGUACCUUCCAUUGUUCAAGUUCUGAGAGUUGGAAGCAUGGAAGCCAGAGAAAAUGCAGCAGCAACACUUUUCAGCUUGUCUCUUGCUGAUGAAAACAGGAUCAUUAUUGGUGCUUCCGGGGCGAUUACGGCUCUGGUGGACUUACUUGAAAACGGAAGCUCACGAGGGAAGAAGGACGCUGCAACGGCACUAUUCAAUUUGUGUAUUUAUCAGGGGAACAAGGGGAGGGCUGUGAGGGCAGGGAUCGUUCCAGCCCUGUUAAAGAUGCUUACGGACUCGAUCAAUUCGAUGGUCGAUGAAGCUCUUACUAUAAUGUCGGUUCUCGCCAGCCAUCAAGAAGCAAAGGUAGCCAUGGUGAAGGCCAGUAGCAUCCCUGUCUUAAUAGACCUGCUGAGGACUGGAUUGCCUCGCAACAAAGAAAAUGCUGCUGCCAUUUUGCUUGCGUUGUGUAAGCGAGAUACCGACAAUCUUUCUUGCAUAAGCAGGCUCGGCGCCGUGAUUCCUUUGACAGAGCUUGCAAAGAGCGGCACGGAGAGGGCGAAAAGGAAGGCUACUUCACUGUUGGAGCAUCUAAGGAAGCUACAGCAGGUAUAAAACAAAGGCAUUUUCCAUAGUUUUCUUUUCUUACCACUUUGAGUUCCCAUUACUUUUGACAGUUAAUUUUCAGCUGGGUGAUCUCUUUGGUUGUGAUAACAAAGAAUUAGGGAUGCAUGGCUAAUGAAGGCCACUCUCCUUGAAUCUGUGUACUUGAUUCCUUCAUUAUAUUGUACAAGUGUGUAUAAAUUCAUUCACUGACUCUCUUAACAAAAUUUCUGUUAUAACCAAGAAGAAGGUACUGUUUGGGAACAGUGUUGAACUCUCUCUCUCUCUCUCUCUCUUCUGUUCCUUUUUGUAAGACCAUCUUCUCAGUUUCUUGGCCCGGUUGGGAAGUUUACUGAAGGAAAGCCUUUGUCUGUAAUACGGAUGUAGAAUAAUAUCCUUUAUUCCCAUGGACAACGGUUUUCUUUA